Bubalus bubalis (water buffalo) is the source of this 1052-nucleotide messenger RNA. Its product is annotated as olfactory receptor 2H1-like. Gene Ontology annotation, molecular function: G protein-coupled receptor activity; olfactory receptor activity. Gene Ontology annotation, cellular component: membrane. NCBI's taxonomy places the organism in Eukaryota, Metazoa, Chordata, Mammalia, Artiodactyla, Bovidae. The coding region runs from base 120 to 1052 and encodes 310 amino acids. The transcript has a single exon. The record is from RefSeq and is a predicted model, not a curated record. Gene Ontology annotation, biological process: G protein-coupled receptor signaling pathway.
UCAGUGUCAAAGUGCUCAUUUUACUUAGUUUGUUAUAUAUAUUUUUGUUAUGAUAUCUGACUUUCUUUCCCACAGGAAGAAAAUAGAAAUGACCAAGAAUGGUGACUCACAAUUAAGCAAUGAAAGGAACAAAUGCUAGCACUCCGGCAGGUUUCAUCCUACUGGGCUUUUCUGACCAGCCCCACCUGGAGAUGGUUCUCCUUCUUGUCGUCUCUAUCAUAUACAUUCUGACACUGAUGGGGAACACAGCGAUCAUACUGGUCUCGUACUUUAACCCCAAACUCCACACACCCAUGUAUUUCUUCCUCUCCAAUCUCUCCUUCCUGGACCUCUGUUUCACCACCAGUAUUGUCCCACAAAUGCUUUGGAAUCUCAAGGGGCCUGACAAGACCAUUAGCUACACUGGUUGUGUGAUCCAGCUGUAUGUUGCUUUGGGGCUGGGCUCCACGGAAUGUGUCCUGCUGACUGUUAUGGCCUAUGACCGCUUCAAUGCCAUCUGUCGACCCCUCCACUAUGCAGUGAUCAUGCACCCAAAGCUCCUCCAGCAACUAGCAGCUCUGGCCUGGAUCAGUGGCUUUGUGGAGUCCAUGGUUCAGACCAUCCUUGUUUUCCAAUUGCCUCUCUGCAGCCAUCACAUGGUGGAUGACUUCAUGUGUGAGGAGCCUGCCCUGAUUAAGAUUGCCUGUGUGAACACAACCUUCCUGGAAAAUGAGCUCUCCAUAGCUAUUUUUCUGUAUGUGGUGAUACCUCUGGGGCUUAUUCUGGCCUCCUAUGGCUGCAUUGUGAGGAGUGUGCUGAGGAUAAAAUCCACUGAAGGCAGGAGGAAAGCAUUUGGGACUUGUGGGUCCCACCUAAUUGUUGUGGUUUUGUUUUUUGGGACUCUAGCUUCCAUUUACAUUCAACCCAAGAGCAAAUACACACAGAAUUACAGUAAAUUCCUCUCCCUCUUCUACACUGUAGUGACACCCUCACUGAAUCCUUUGAUCUACACCUUGAGAAAUAAAGAAGUUAAGUGGGCGCUAAGAAGGUUAGUGGGAAGAGAUUCAAGCUAA